UCCUGCAUAUGAACAGCAAUCCACUUUAUCAGCGAUGGAGGAGGCAGCGGAGGACGAGGUGGAGGAAAGAGCAGCUCUAGAAGAAGAGCAGGCACCGAGCCAAAAGGACGAUGAGGUACAAGCUGCUUUCGUUCAACCGUCAUCUCCAGAAAUGAAUCCACCAUCGUGCCGGGCAGAAACAGCAGCUGUGCCUUCAACCCCAACAUUCCCAUUUAGCUUUAGCCCCACCACCUCCCCACAUCCAGGCACCUCUGAUACCAAAUCUCCAGCUUUUGUGUUCAAUCUGAACCCCGGUCCCAGCACCCCGGGCUUCUCUGGGUUUGGAUUUGACGUGGGCUUGUCACAGGAGGAGGACUCAUCUUUUGCUUUUACCAGCCCGUUUUUCAACGAGAAGAAACCCACUGAAUCAAAGUCUUCAACCUGUCCAGAGUUCCUGUUUGGCCAGCCGGAGCAAAGUGAAGACUUCCAGUUUGCCUUUAAUGCAAAAAGCCCUCAGACAACUAACAAAGAUACAACCAGGGAUGAUUUUCCAUUUACAUUCAACUUUUAAGUGUUGGAUGAAAAACAUCUGAAAUGCUGAAAUGAUCUUAUUUCUUUGUUCUCAUAUAGUUGGUAAUGUCAAAUACUUUAGGGUUGUGUUCACGUUCUAACACAAGAUGUUAACAGUUGGAAAUCUAUGCAGUUUUUUUGUUCUGUUAAAUGGUGUUUGUGUUACUUAUUAGCUUAUUUCAAUAUGAAUUCACACUACUAAGAACAUAGUUCUAGCAUUGUCACUUUUCAAUGACAUUUUAUUGAAGAUAUAGCAUUCAAAACAUAUUAAAAAAAAAAAUAUACAACAUACAUUUAUAUUUAUUCACAUAUUUCUGUAUUGUAAGUUGAAUUGUUGUUUAUUAUACUAUGUGUGAAUUGCUGUUCAGUUUGCAUUAAUUAAUGUCAGAAAAGCAGUGUUUCAGUCCUACACAGUGUAUAAAUAAAAAGAGAUCUCACUGGU
Centropristis striata (black sea bass) is the source of this 991-nucleotide messenger RNA. RefSeq names its product protein SIX6OS1. Gene Ontology annotation, biological process: spermatogenesis; oogenesis; meiotic DNA double-strand break processing involved in reciprocal meiotic recombination. Gene Ontology annotation, cellular component: central element. The record is from RefSeq and is a predicted model, not a curated record. NCBI's taxonomy places the organism in Eukaryota, Metazoa, Chordata, Actinopteri, Perciformes, Serranidae. The coding region runs from base 35 to 550 and encodes 171 amino acids. The transcript is spliced from 5 exons.